This is a messenger RNA of Penicillium malachiteum, 1257 nucleotides long. RefSeq names its product putative C2H2 finger domain protein. Gene Ontology annotation, cellular component: nucleus. The transcript has 2 exons. The coding region runs from base 1 to 1257 and encodes 418 amino acids. Gene Ontology annotation, biological process: regulation of transcription by RNA polymerase II. NCBI's taxonomy places the organism in Eukaryota, Fungi, Ascomycota, Eurotiomycetes, Eurotiales, Aspergillaceae. The record is from RefSeq and is a predicted model, not a curated record. Gene Ontology annotation, molecular function: DNA-binding transcription factor activity, RNA polymerase II-specific; RNA polymerase II transcription regulatory region sequence-specific DNA binding.
AUGGGGUCGUUGGAGACUCUCUCCGCACAACCUUUAGUCCAUCGACGCCCUGCCGCUCCAACCCUUCCAAGUUUUGAGCUUCCUCCGCCGCAGUUUGGUCUACACGGGAGUAGUGUCACUCCGAAUAAAUACUCCACACACGCGCAUCCACCAUCUUCGCAACCACCUGCCAACGUGAGUGUGGGAAAUCUCCUCACCCCGCCCGCGACAAAUCAAUCGGGAGAAAGCGCACUUUCUCAUCAUCACCAUCAUCAAACAUUGGCAUCACACGGAACCACCGAUCUACCGCCUACAUAUUGGUCGGGAACGAGCGCGUAUGCACCAGGAUCAGGAUCGGCAGGGACACCAACGUGGGUCUCCAGUGUGAAUUCCGCGUAUCAAGCACGUCCAGCAUUAUUUUCUCCAGGCGCCGUGGGUCGGUCCGCCGUGACAUCUCCGCCUACUACCGAUGGUCUUCCCCAACCCUUUGAGGCGCCUUCACUGGCUUCCUUUCAGCAAGGGUUACCCGCACCCGCUAGUCUCCCACCGAACGUUUCGCAUCCCGCGACCAUGGCCUUGUAUCAUCCCUCGGGACACGCCACAUCCCCCGCGCCACUACCAUCCAACGAUCCCUAUGCUCCUAAACACCCAUCACUCUAUGGCGCUCCUCCGCCACACCUAGCUAGUCCGCAUCAAGGCAGUUACUCCCCUAUUUACGGCGCGCAUACGAUGGGAGCUGCUGGGUUGGGAAUCAACCCUUCUACGCGAAUGUCCGCGCAAAGUCCAGGGGGUCAACCACCAUUGGGAUUUGCGCGACAACCAUGGCCUUCAUACUCUCUUCCCGCGAUGAAUGGACCUGUAAUGACCAACAUUCAUAAUCCGAACGCUCCAAUGGCCAUGAUGGGAGGAAUGCAAGCGGGAAUUUUACCUGGAUUUAACAGCGGUCAUGUGGCCAGUACUCAGCAUCUUUACGGAGGUCAUAUCCCACCUCAUGGCAUCUCCGCACCUGCACCAGAUCGCCCAUUCAAAUGCGAUCAGUGUCCGCAAAGUUUCAACCGUAAUCACGAUCUGAAACGACACAAGCGAAUUCAUUUAGCCGUGAAACCAUUUCCCUGUGCUCAUUGCGAUAAGAGUUUUUCCCGCAAAGAUGCACUAAAGCGACACAUCCUAGUCAAGGGCUGUGGCAAGGACGGCGAUUCCGACGGAACCAGUACACAAGCGGAUAUCAAAGGCGAACGAAGCGAAGACGGGAGUCCGCUGUUAAACGGACGAGUCUAA